Oryzias melastigma (Indian medaka) is the source of this 3413-nucleotide messenger RNA. RefSeq names its product glycogen synthase 1 (muscle) (gene gys1). Gene Ontology annotation, cellular component: cytoplasm. The record is from RefSeq and is a predicted model, not a curated record. Gene Ontology annotation, biological process: glycogen biosynthetic process. NCBI's taxonomy places the organism in Eukaryota, Metazoa, Chordata, Actinopteri, Beloniformes, Adrianichthyidae. The transcript is spliced from 16 exons. The coding region runs from base 159 to 2285 and encodes 708 amino acids. Gene Ontology annotation, molecular function: alpha-1,4-glucan glucosyltransferase (UDP-glucose donor) activity.
GACAGCAUCACGCACCAAGCCAAUGUGCGUCGCUGACAUUUAAACCAAGCCGCCGCCCCCUUUUUCCUCGCUCCGCACUGUUUUCCUCCUCUCGGACAGACUGCGACAGCUGCCAAUGUUUAGCUCGCCUUCGUAAAGUUGAGGAGAACCCUGAAAGAAUGCCGCUGGCCCGCAGCCUGUCCGUCACAUCCCUCUCAGGACUUGAGGAGUGGGACGAGGAGUUUGAGUUGGAGGAUGCCGUUCUUUUUGAAAUUGCUUGGGAAGUUGCCAACAAAGUUGGAGGCAUUUACACCGUCAUCCAAACCAAAGCUCGUCUGACCGCCGAGGAAUGGGGGGAGAACUAUUUCCUGGUGGGUCCCUAUGUGGAGAGCAACGUGCGCACUCAAGUGGAGUUGAUUGAACCCACCAACCCCGUGCUGAAGCGGACCAUUGACAAAAUGAACUCCAGUGGGUGUAAGGUAUACUUUGGUCGCUGGUUGAUUGAAGGCAGUCCUUAUGUCGUUUUGAUUGACGUGGGCUUCACUGCGUGGUCUCUGGAUCGCUGGAAGAGCGAGCUGUGGGAGCUGGGUGCGAUCGGCGUGCCUUGGUUUGACCGUGAGGCAAAUGACGCCGUGUUGUUUGGCUUCCUGACGGCUUGGCUUCUUGGAGAGUUUGCAGCCCAGUCCGAGGAGCCCCCGCACAUCGUGGCUCACUUUCACGAGUGGCUAGCUGGUCUGGGGCUGGUGCUGUGCAGGAAGCGACAGCUGCCUGUUGCGACCAUCUUCACAACUCACGCCACACUACUGGGACGCUACCUAUGUGCCGGAAAUGUGGACUUUUACAACAACCUCUCAAAGUUUAACGUGGAUAAGGAAGCAGGUGAUCGACAGAUCUACCAUCGCUAUUGUUUGGAGCGAGCGGCGGCACACUGCGCCCACGUCUUUACCACGGUGUCACAGAUUACAGCUAUUGAGGCGGAGCACCUGCUCAAGAGGAAACCAGAUAUCGUCACUCCCAACGGGCUGAAUGUGAAGAAGUUCUCGGCUAUGCACGAGUUUCAAAACCUCCAUGCGCAAAGCAAGAGUCGGAUUCAGGAGUUUGUCAGGGGACACUUCUACGGGCAUCUCGACUUCAACUUGGACAAGUGUUUGUUCCUCUUCAUCGCUGGGAGGUAUGAAUUCUCCAACAAAGGAGCUGACAUCUUCCUGGAGGCUUUGGCCAGACUCAACUAUCUACUGAGAGUCAACCACAGUGACGUGACUGUUAUAGCUUUCUUCAUCAUGCCAGCACGGACGAACAACUUCAACGUGGAGACCUUAAAAGGACAAGCAGUCAGAAAACAGCUGUGGGAUACAGCUCACACUGUCAAGGAGCGCUUUGGAAAGAAGCUCUAUGAUUCUCUUCUAGUGGGCCAGCUGCCAGACGUAGCAAAGAUGCUGGAUAAAGAAGAUUUCACCAUCAUGAAGCGGGCUAUCUUUGCCACUCAGAGGCAGUCACAGCCUCCAGUCUGCACCCACAACAUGCUGGACGACAGCAGCGACCCCAUCCUCAACUCUGUCCGCCGCAUCGGCCUUUUCAACAGCUCUGCUGACCGAGUCAAGAUAAUCUUCCAUCCAGAAUUCCUUUCAUCCACGUCUCCUCUGCUGCCAAUGGAUUAUGAGGAGUUUGUCAGAGGUUGCCACCUCGGCGUUUUCCCGUCUUACUAUGAACCUUGGGGCUACACACCAGCUGAGUGCACUGUCAUGGGAAUUCCAUCAAUCUCCACAAACCUGUCCGGGUUUGGUUGUUUCAUGGAGGAGCACAUAGCCGACCCUACAGCAUACGGCAUUUACAUCCUUGACCGGCGUUACAAGGGGGUCGAUGAGUCGUGUAACCAGCUCACCUCCUUCCUGUUCCAGUUCUGCAAGCAGAGCCGACGUCAGCGUAUCAUCCAGAGAAAUCGAACCGAGCGCCUGAGUGACCUGCUGGACUGGAGAUACCUCGGCAGGUAUUAUAUAGCUGCCCGUCAUAUGGCCUUGGCUAAAGCCUUCCCUGAUACCUUCAUAUAUGAACCUCAUGAGCCGAGCUCGACUACAGGCUUCCGUUACCCUCGACCGGCCUCCGUACCACCCUCUCCAGCGCUGUCCCGCCACUCCUCCCCGCACCACAGCGAGGCUGAGGACGACGAAGACGAGCGUUACGACGAGGAUCUGGAGGCAGAAAAGGACAGAGUAAACAUCCGCCAGCCCUACACCGUAACUAAAAACAAAACCUCCGCCAUCCCGGGAGCUGAUGAGAAUGAAGACGACGCCAGCGAGAAAAACUGAGCGCCACAGAGUGUAGUGGAGCCAGAAUCUACCAGAACGUCACUCCGCCCUGUUUUUUUUUUUUCUCCAGAAGGUGAAAUUGCCUUCAUACUCCCACCAGCAGUCUUGAAAAUCGAUCAUGCACCAUGAAAAUAUACUUCCAAGCUGUCAUAUCAAUAAAGUUGCAUUCAUAAGUUCAGAACACUACAAACACGCCUAAAGUGAACCCUUUAAAACGGGGUGCAGAUAUACAAUCGGGUUCUAAAUAUGAGCACGUGUGAUGCCACCCGCCUUAUCCACUACCUGAGGUCCACGAGUUCUGCCCCUUUUUCCCACGUGUUCCUGCAGAUCCGUUCACACUCCUGCAUCGAGAAAAUAUUCCACCUUAAAUAAACCCAGGCCGGCUGCUUCUGCACUCCCAUCAAUAAUGUUUUCAGGUUGUAGUUUUGGUGAUUUUUGUCAAUUAAUCAUGAGAUUUGUUGAUUUGAACUGUUCUGAUGCACUUCAGAGGUUUGACAUUUCUUCAUGCAACUGCACUUCAGAUGUUUUUAUGUUGGUGCUACAACCAUAAGAAACAUGACCUCACCGAGGUGGUGAUGGUUGUUGAAUUAACCCAUCUAAACCUGCUAGUGAGCGUUAACAGAACUUAACUGCUGCUGAGAUGACACCAGGAUACUACAACUCACUAGUGAAAUUCACCACAAACUGUGCAGCUGUGUGUGUUUGUGUGUUUGUGCUGAGUUCUAGUAUUGGUUUGUUUUUAUUGCAUCACUGUGUCUUCCCAUCCAGACCGUUUUAACUCCUCUGCUAUGCUUUAGUAUUGUAAUAGUGAUACCAACAGUGGUACGCUUAAAGACUAAACUAGUUUUUCUAAAUGAUAGUGGUGAAAAACAAAAUGCUGGAUUGUGUACUAACACUGGAACCAUUGAUCUAAAGCUCUGAUAACAUGAGUGGAAGGAGUGUCUGCAGGUGUUUUAUACUUGAUUCAGUGCAGGGAAAAUAUUGCUGUUGUGGUUUUUCCAGCUUUGUCAACUUUGUACUUUCAAGAAAAUCUUUAUUUCUCUUACGCAGCACUUCCGAUCAAAGAGCUCUCCGUUUAGUAGCUUUUUUUUUUUUUUUUUUUGGUCAAAUGCCUUGUUUACCACAAAA